This is a messenger RNA of Ipomoea triloba (trilobed morning glory), 996 nucleotides long. Its product is annotated as probable UDP-arabinopyranose mutase 1. The record is from RefSeq and is a predicted model, not a curated record. The coding region runs from base 1 to 996 and encodes 331 amino acids. Gene Ontology annotation, molecular function: UDP-arabinopyranose mutase activity. Lineage: Eukaryota; Viridiplantae; Streptophyta; Magnoliopsida; Solanales; Convolvulaceae. Gene Ontology annotation, biological process: UDP-L-arabinose metabolic process; plant-type cell wall biogenesis. Gene Ontology annotation, cellular component: cytosol; Golgi apparatus. The transcript is spliced from 4 exons.
AUGUCGGAGAUUGGAGCUGCCAUGGCACUGCUGAAAGAUGAGGUAGAUAUAGUGAUACCCACAAUUAGGAGCCUUGAUUUCUUGGAGAUGUGGAGGCCAUUCUUUCAGCCCUACCAUCUUAUCAUCAUCCAAGAUGGUGACCCUUCAAAGAUCAUUAAGGUGCCGGAGGGCUUUGACUAUGAAUUCUACAACAGGAAUGAUAUCAAUAGGAUUCUUGGUCCCAAGGCCUCUUGCAUCUCGUUCUUGGACUCUGCUUGUAGGUGCUUUGCCUUCUUGAUCUCCAAGAAGAAGUACAUCUUCACCAUUGAUGAUGACUGCUUUGUUGCCAAAGAUCCGUCUGGCAAAGAAAUCAAUGCUCUUGAGCAGCACAUCAAGACCCUGUUGACCCCCUCCACUCCAUAUUUCUUCAAUACUCUCUAUGAUCCAUACAGAGAAGGUGCCGACUUUGUCCGUGGCUAUCCUUUCAGCCUUCGUGAGGGAUCUCCUACUGCUGUUUCUCAUGGCCUCUGGCUCAACAUCCCUGACUAUGAUGCCCCAACCCAGCUUGUCAAGCCUCGCGAGAGGAACACCAGAUAUGUAGAUGCAGUUGUAACAAUUCCGAAGAAGGCCUUGUACCCUAUGUGUGCCAUGAACUUGGCUUUUGACCGGGAGCUCAUUGGACCUGCAAUGUACUUCGGGCUCUUUGGCGAUGGCCAGCCAAUUGGACGCUAUGAUGAUAUGUUCGCUGGCUGGUGUUCCAAGGUUAUAUGCGACCACUUGGGAUUUGGCGUCAAGACCGGUCUGCCAUACAUAUGGCACAGCAAAGCCAGCAACCCUUUCAUCAACCUCAAAAAGGAGUACAAUGGCCUCUUCUGGCAAGAAGAGGCCAUCCCAUUCUUCCAAUCUGUCACCUUUCCUAAGGACUGCACCAAUGCCCAGCUUUGCUAUAUUGAGCUCGCCAAACAAAUCAAGGUUAAAGCUUUCCAAGAUAGACCCCUACUUCUCCAAGCUGGCUGA